AUGGCACAGCAGCAGCGGUCCUAUAGUCGUUUAUACUCUGCGUUGCAGCUGCAGCAAUCUGGCUUCCACUCUGAGUCAUGGCAGGAGACUGAUGUCAUAGGAUCAUGCUUGACACUUUGGGCUAGGAAAGAUUCAAAAGCAGAGAGGGAGCAUGCCUUGCCUUCCACCAAUACCGGCCUCAACACCCCACCUACGUCUCCACCGGACACUACACAGGGUCCUCUGAGCUCCCUAGUCCUUGGAGGUGAGCGCCCAGCACCAAGAUCCCAAAAACCAGAGGGACCCCUGGGGUGCGGUGCGCCUGUUGCCCCGGGCACACCCAACCGAGGCUCCCCUGCCACCUCCCUGGGGACUGGUGCCCCCCAGCUCGGCCCCCGGGAGCCCCGACCCGCGGGUGAGCGCGGGCAGGCGCGCCGCAGACGGAGCUCCCGGGGCCACCUGGAGGCCGCGCCCCUCCCUCGCCACCCGCGCCCAAUCACCCGGAGCCCGGGCCGGCUCCGCCCACGGGCCACGGCGGGGGGCGCCUUUAAGAGUCGGCCGCGGGGGCCCCCCCGGCUCGGGAGCGGGUGCGAGCUGGGGGGGACGCUGAGUCCCGAGUCCCGAGCCCCGAGCCGGAGGCGCUCGCGUGCCACCAUGCGCUCCCCGCCGGUUGCCCUGCGCGCCCCCGGUGCCAGCCGCUCGCCCGCCCUGCGCUGCCCCGGCCGGCCCCGGCUCUCGCCCGGCCCGCCCGCGCCUCCCCGGGGCUUCUCCCUCGGGCCAUGGUGCCCGCCCAGGGACGAGCCCGCCGCCGUGGCCGCGCGGGCCCCCCGACCCCGACCCCCCGAGUCCCCCGGGGCCGGCCCGGGUCGCGCCGACCACCCCGAGGGCGCGAGGCGGGACGCGGAGGCGGACGCGGACCUCCCGACCCCGACCCGGCGGCGGUGGAGUCCCCCCGGAGGGCCCCCCGAGGGCGGCUGGGGCUGGUUGGGUGAUGCUGAGGCGGCCAUGUGGUGCAACGGGUCGGUGUUCGGCAUCCAGAACGCCUGCGGGGUCCUCUUCGUGGCCAUGAUCAAGACCUUCGGGUCCAAGGACGAUGACAAGAUGGCCUUCAAGACAGCGUUGGUAAGUUCCCUUUCCAUGGGAAUGAUAUUCUUUUGCUGCCCAAUAGCCAGUGUCUGCACAGACAUAUUUGGUUGCCGGAAAACAGCUAUUGUGGGUGCUGCAGUUGGAUUCAUUGGACUCAUGGCUAGUUCUUUUGUAAGUUCCAUCGAGCCUCUGUACCUUACCUAUGGAAUCAUAUUUGCCUGUGGCUGCUCCUUUGCAUACCAGCCUUCAUUGGUCAUUUUGGGACACUAUUUCAAGAAGCGCCUUGGACUGGUUAAUGGCAUUGUCACCGCUGGCAGCAGCAUCUUCACCAUCUUGUUGCCUUUCCUUUUAAAGGUUCUGACGGAAAGCCUGGACCUCUUUUACACCAUGAGAGUCCUCUGCAUCUUCAUGUUUGUUCUCUUUCUGGCAGGCUUUACUUACCGACCUCUUGCUUCCAGUGCCAAAGAUAAAGGGAAUGGAACCAAAGGGGGCAAGAGAUUCUCCCUCUUUUCCAGGAGAAAGUUCAGUCCUCAAAAAAAAGUUUUCAAUUUUGCCCUCUUCAAGGUGCCAGCUUAUGCCGUGUGGGCUCUUGGAAUACCAGCUGCACUUUUUGGAUACUUUGUGCCUUAUGUUCACUUGAUGAAAUAUGUAAAUGAAAAAUUCCAAAAUGAGACAAAUAAAGAGGUGCUGCUCAUGUGCAUUGGCAUCACUUCAGGUGUGGGACGGCUGCUCUUUGGCCGGAUUGCAGACUAUGUGCCUGGUGUGAAGAAGAUUUAUCUACAGGUCCUCUCCUUUUUCUUUAUUGGUCUGAUGUCCAUGAUGAUUCCACUGUGUAGCGUCUUUGGGGCCCUCAUUGCUGUGUGUCUUAUCAUGGGUCUCUUUGAUGGAUGCUUCAUUUCCAUCAUGGCUCCCAUUGCCUUUGAGUUAGUUGGUGCCCAGGAUGUCUCCCAAGCAAUUGGAUUUUUGCUCGGAUUCAUGUCUAUACCCAUGACUGUGGGUCCACCCAUUGCAGGGUUACUCCGGGACAAGCGUGGCUCCUAUGAUGUGGCAUUCUACCUUGCUGGGAUCCCGCCCCUCGUAGGAGGUGCUAUCCUUUGCAUUAUCCCGUGGAUUCAUAGUAAGAAACAAAGAGACAUCAGUAUCACCGUGCCUGGAGAAAAGAUGGAAAAGAUGUUGGAGAACCAGAACACUCUGUCGAACUCCUCUGGAAUCUUCAAGAAAGAAUCUGACUCUGUGAUAUAAUGUCUUCUAUACCUCCACUAGACUGGACUUGCCUUCAGAAGCUCAAGCAAGCUUUUCUUUUAUAUGAAUUGAAAAUUUCUUAUUUUUUUAAUCACCUCCUAGGAAUAGCACAAUAAUUGGGAAAUAGGAUCCAUAUUACCCACCAAAAGAACCAUUCUUCUGCCU
Molecule: messenger RNA, 2472 nt
Organism: Suncus etruscus (white-toothed pygmy shrew)
Lineage: Eukaryota; Metazoa; Chordata; Mammalia; Eulipotyphla; Soricidae
Gene: SLC16A10
Product: solute carrier family 16 member 10
Exons: 8
Coding region: 1-2307 (768 amino acids)
Biological process (GO): transmembrane transport
Molecular function (GO): monocarboxylic acid transmembrane transporter activity
Source: RefSeq, a predicted model, not a curated record